AUGAUGGAGGUUGAGGAGUCAGAACUGUGCUUUCCACACCUCCACAACAGCUCGUGCAGAAAACCUCCGAGCCACACCUCUGAGGCUCACAUCACUCUGGUGCUGCUGGUCUUCAUGUCCAUCACCACUACUCUGCUCAACCUGCUGGUCAUCAUCUCUAUUGCACAUUUCAGACAGCUGCAUUCUUCUACUAACCUCAUCCUCCUCUCCCUGGCUGUGUCGGAUUUCUUGGUUGGUCUCGUGGUGACGCCAGUUUUCACCUAUAUUACGACCUCCUGUUGGUAUUUCGGGGACAUACUAUGUGUUUUAUUUUAUGUUGUAACUGUUAUUGCAUGCACUGCUUCUAUAGGUUCAGUAGUUCUUAUUUCCAUUGACCGAUAUUUGGCCAUCAGUGACCCUCUGCGCUACUCUAUUAAAAUGAAUAGGAAAGUAAUUAGCGUAAGUAUUUCUGUUUGUUGGAUAAAUGCAUUUCUUCACACCCUUAUUGUUACAUUUGAGAACUGGCUCAAUCUCGGGGCGUAUAAAUCCUGCCAAGGAGAAUGUACAGUAUUUUUUUGGAUAGAAUUUGACCUCAUGUGGGCUUUUGUCAUACCAAUCAGCAUCAUUAUCAUCCUGUAUGCCAGAGUUUUUGUUAUAGCUGUGUCCCAGGCCAGAGCCAUGCGUUCUCAUGUUGCAGCUGAAAAGGGCAAAAUCUCCAAGAAAUCCGAGACUAAAGCGGCCAAGAAUCUAGGCAUUGUUGUGCUAGUCUAUCUUCUCUGUUAUUGUCCAUACUACAGUGUGGCCUACGUAGAUACUGUGUUGAUCUCUCUAAAUUCUCCAGUUCAAACCUUUUUGUGUUGUUUAGUCUUUAUGAACUCUGGCCUAAACCCUCUCAUCUACACCAUGAUCUACCCCUGGUUCAGAAAAUCAAUUAAGCUCAUUGUCACUCUGCAGAUUUUGAAGUCUGGAUCACGGGACUAUUUGGUUUUGUAG
Messenger RNA from Boleophthalmus pectinirostris (great blue-spotted mudskipper), 972 nucleotides. Its product is annotated as trace amine-associated receptor 13c-like. The record is from RefSeq and is a predicted model, not a curated record. Gene Ontology annotation, molecular function: trace-amine receptor activity. Bases 1 to 972 code for a protein of 323 amino acids. Gene Ontology annotation, cellular component: membrane. Gene Ontology annotation, biological process: G protein-coupled receptor signaling pathway. Lineage: Eukaryota; Metazoa; Chordata; Actinopteri; Gobiiformes; Gobiidae. The transcript is spliced from 2 exons.